AUGUCUUCCAACGUGCUUGCGGCCAGGGACGUCAACACGUCCCUGCCUGCUCAGAACCAAGCCGGUGCACAGACCGGCGGGGCCGUGAAGCCAGAUGUGAUGAGCAUGGAGUACCACCGCCAGGUCUUUCAGUCGAAGAUGGAGCAAGGAGAGAACAAAACGUACAUCUCCCCAUCGGACAACAUCAUGAGCCCUUGCACGGCUAAGUUGAGCGCCUUCCGCAACAAGCAGGUUGGCAAGUCGGUCAAGGGAAAGUCGUUGUUCGCCCAAGCGUCGGCGAAGAAGCUCGAGGCCGGUGGCAGCCCUAAGGGGGAUGCCCUAUUUGGGAACAAACCUGAGAACAACCCUUUUGGUAGCAAGUGA
This is a messenger RNA of Chaetomium strumarium, 363 nucleotides long. RefSeq lists its product as uncharacterized. Bases 1 to 363 code for a protein of 120 amino acids. NCBI's taxonomy places the organism in Eukaryota, Fungi, Ascomycota, Sordariomycetes, Sordariales, Chaetomiaceae. The transcript has 3 exons. The record is from RefSeq and is a predicted model, not a curated record.